Messenger RNA from Mizuhopecten yessoensis (Yesso scallop), 2056 nucleotides. RefSeq lists its product as uncharacterized. The transcript is spliced from 6 exons. NCBI's taxonomy places the organism in Eukaryota, Metazoa, Mollusca, Bivalvia, Pectinida, Pectinidae. The record is from RefSeq and is a predicted model, not a curated record. Bases 586 to 1368 code for a protein of 260 amino acids.
AAUGUAUUUGUAAUGUUGUAUAAUAAUCGUUUUAAAUUAGUAUGUCCGGUAUAGAGGUCAGUAGUGUGACGUCAGUAUAUAUCUAUUACCUGACUGGCUAUUGGGGUUGGCGCGCGAUACCUUUGUUUGACAAGGUAGACGAGAGAGCGACGACAACGACGACUGCCAAGGAAUGUAAGUGAGGUAUAAACACGAUUUCUCGAUUCAAAAAACUAACCUGUCGAUCUUUUCUAUUUGUACUUUCACCUGUCCGGCGUACGGUAUUUUUCCGCGAGCGGUAUCUGAUAUUAUUUGUACGGUAUUUUACAUUAUUUUAAAUAAAACAUGCAUGUGUUCGUACGCGGGGUUUACCUGAGUGACCGCCAUUACACCCGCCGGUACGAUUGUGUUUAUAUUCCAUAUCUUAUUAUUUGUAUCGUUUAUGUUUACAGAGUUGAAUACGUGUACAGACUAAUAUAUGAGCCGGAGAUGUUGUAAUGCCUUCUGCCACACAGAGGACAUCUUGUGGAGUUGUUCAUAAUUCAAUGGCAACUACGGUAACUACGCUACAGAAAUAGAAAGAAACAACAUUUUUUAAGGGGAAAUAUGCAUCAGCCAAUAACGGAACAUGUACUCGAUUCUUUAGGAGAUGAUGGGCUCUAUCAUGAUGAGGGUAUCACAGAUGGCCAAAAUAUAACGAAUAAUGGACCUUUAUGUUUGGAUCAGAUUAUGAAUAGCUUUGAUGACGAAAGCAUCGGGAAAGAAAAUCUGAAACAUGUGGUUCAGGAACUUCGACGUCAUCUGAUUAGAUGUCUGGAAAUACAUGUAGCUUCAGAUGAUAACGUGUGGGGGACAUUUCUUCUUAUCAUGUCAAAAUUGGCGUCCAUUCAACUGUCAUUGUUGAAGAAUGCCGAAGAUAUGACAGACAUCAUUAAUUUCUUAAAGAGGGAAAAAUUCAGGAAAUGCCACUUUCGGGCUUAUUCCUGUCUAAUGAAAACUGUUAGACAAAUUGAUUUUCGUUAUUCCAGAGGUGUUGGCCCGCUUUACAAUAAAAUUGUAAAGUUAGACAAGCAGUACAGAGAAAGUGUAAAGGUUCAAAUUACAUCCCAGGAGGAAAAGAAUCAAAUGACAGGGGACGGCGAUGAAAGAAUAUCCUUCACUGCCAGUCCUGCUGUUACUGACAUAGAAGAUGCCAUUAGCUCAGGGGAGGACGACGACGAUAACGACGUCUUCUGUCCUUACGCAUCUGCUCAUUUUCUUGGAAUGAUAGAGGCAAAUGGACGCUACAUCUACGGAAGCAAAAUGUACGAGCGCGUUUCAUUGGGAUCUACAAACUGCGGCGGAUUUAAAAGGUCCAUUAACAAACGGAUAAGAAGCAUAACCAUAUAGAGCACGCGGUGUUUCCAUGAGGUCAAAACGUUGCUUAGAGAAACAAUGACAUAGUUUGGGAGAAGAUAUAAUUAGUAUAGUAUAGUAAUUGUUCCUGCUAAUUGUAAUCUAUAUCAUUCAUUUUGAGUGCGCCAAUUCACCAAUGCACCAAACUGUUUAAGUUUUAUAAUGCGCUAAAAUCUGUUUACAUGUUAUCAUAGUUUGAAAGAAAGUAGGUGAUCGCGUUUAACAAAAGCAUAGUAAGAUGGCAAAGUAUGAACCACAAUCUUGUUUUGGACAAAACAUUAAAAUGAAACUAAUUUAAUAUUAUACACGUUCUCUCAUAGACAAAUCAACCUAUUUCUUCAAAAUGUUGUAGGUGUGGACCCGAUACCUAUGAUGAGAAAAGGUUGGAAUGUUAAGUAAAUUAAUUUAUGCGUAAAUUUAGCAUAAUUUACAAAACAAAAUGAAGGAUAUUAUGAUAUUUAAUGGUUUGGUCUGAAUAAAAGCUGACUGUACCGUGAUAACAGAACAGAAAAUACAUGUCUCUGUUAAACGCUGUGAUGAUACUAAUAUGUUAUAUUUUGUAAUAUUUAUAAACAAUGUCAUAGCGUGUAAAUAUGGAUUUCUUAAAAAUACGUUAAUUUAUGCAAGUUGAAACUUUAUUAUGAAUAAUUAUUAAAAAGUAUAUGUUUUCAUAUUAGAAUGU